Messenger RNA from Hevea brasiliensis (rubber tree), 1711 nucleotides. Its product is annotated as serine/arginine-rich splicing factor RS40. NCBI's taxonomy places the organism in Eukaryota, Viridiplantae, Streptophyta, Magnoliopsida, Malpighiales, Euphorbiaceae. The record is from RefSeq and is a predicted model, not a curated record. The coding region runs from base 468 to 1457 and encodes 329 amino acids. Gene Ontology annotation, cellular component: nuclear speck. Gene Ontology annotation, biological process: mRNA splicing, via spliceosome. Gene Ontology annotation, molecular function: RNA binding. The transcript is spliced from 6 exons.
UCUCAGGCCAUAUGAGGCCCAUCUUCUGUGGAAACUUUGAGUAUGAUGCGCGACAAUCUGAGCUGGAACGACUUUUUAGACGCUAUGGAAGAGUUGAAAGAGUGGAUAUGAAGUCUGGAUUAUUUUGGGAAAUCCAUACUCUCCCUGAUGAAUGGGCUCAUCAGUAUUCUGAUUCCUGCCUGUGACGAGCUUCCUCUUCUUGAUUUCAAGAAGAGUCACUCUGAUUGGCAAUGGUAGGACCUCACCAAUUUUCCUGAGACAUAUUGCCUUUCAUUCCACAUGAAUUUUGCCCAGCCUUCAAUUUCUGACAUGUUUCAAGAUAGAAACAUUGCCGACCUCACAGGAGAGGCAGCAGAAUAGAUGGAGAAGGCACUCUAGUUUCAUUGACCCACCAUGAGACAUCCACUUUUGGAUUCUAGUUCCUUGACAUCACUUAAUUCACCACACAAGGAUUUGCUUUUAUCUAUAUGGAAGAAGAGAGGGAUGCUGAGGAUGCAAUUCGAGGACUUGAUCGAAUAGAAUUUGGUCCCAAGGGUCGUAGGCUUCGUGUUGAAUGGACAAAGCAAGAACGAGGCAUUAGAAGGCCUGGUAAUUCUAGAAGAUCAGCUAAUACUAGACCAUCCAAGACCUUGUUUGUUAUCAAUUUUGAUCCACAUCAUACAAGGACAAAGGACUUGGAGAGGCACUUUGAUCCAUAUGGCAGGAUAGUUAGCGUUAGGAUUAGAAGAAAUUUUGCAUUUGUUCAUUAUGAAUCACAGGAGGAUGCCACAAAAGCAUUGGAUGCUACGAAUAUGAGCAAGUUGAUGGAUCGUGUUAUUUCGGUUGAGUAUGCAGUUCGAGAUGAUGAUGAAAGGAGGAAUGGUUACAGCCCUGAAAGAGGUCGCAAUAGGUCACCAGACAGGCGAGGCCAUGAUAAGAGGUGGUCACCAAGUCCUUACCAAAGGGAAAGAGGAAGCCCCAACUAUGGCCGUGGCCCUAGCCCUGGUCCUAACCGAAGAGAGAGGGCUAGCCCAGAUUAUGGCCGUCGUUGCAGCCCACGUCCCUCCAGGAGAGAGAGGGCUAGUCCUGACUGUGGCCGAGGCUCAAGCCGUAGUCCUUACAGGAAAGAGAGGGCAGGCCAUGACCAUGGUCAUGGGCCCAGCCGUAGUCCUUACCGUAAAGAAAGGGUUACUCCUGAUAAUGGUCAUACCCAUAGUGAUAGUCCUUAUCAAAGGGAAAGACCCAGCCUAGAGAGUGGUCGCGACCGUAGUCGCAGUCCAUAUGGCAGAGAAAGGGCUAAUGCAGACAAUGGUCGUGGUUCCAGUCAUAGUCCUUAUGAGAGGGGUGGUGCCAGCCCUGACAAUGGUCGUUGUGCCAGCCCAAUUUCCCUGCCAGAAGAGAGGGACGGUCCAAAUGGUGAAGCUGAAAGUCCCAUGCAUGAGAGAUACCACAGUCGUUCACCCCCGGCAGAUGAAUGAGGCUGCAUUCCGAUGCUCUGAAAAGAACACUUGCUGGUUCAUUGGUUGUCAUGAAGAUGGAACUCAAUUGGCAGUCUUGUUUGCUCUUUCCAUGAUAAAUGCCCAAUAACUCGAUCGCAACUUAUGCCCUUGAUUUUGUGAUUUAGGAUCUAGUCGAUGUUAGUAGGUAGUUUGUGCUUUUAUUUCUGCAUAAAAACUGUUGGGUUUGUUUGAAACUAGAAACCAUUAAUAGAAACCAUGCCACCUAUGCUUAA